Molecule: messenger RNA, 4587 nt
Organism: Nerophis lumbriciformis (worm pipefish)
Lineage: Eukaryota; Metazoa; Chordata; Actinopteri; Syngnathiformes; Syngnathidae
Source: RefSeq, a predicted model, not a curated record
AUGAAGGGGAGAAAAUCAACGUGUGAUAACGCCAGACUCCCUCAUGAGGUGUCACUUCCUCUCAUGAGUCUGUUCUUCAUCAUCUUGACAUGGGAUGAUCCUCCGACUUCUCCUCCCACUCACCUGAACUUGUGCUACAUCCGUGUGGGUGAAGAAUGUGCUGGAAACUUCACCUACUUUAUCCUAAACGGUGGGAAGAAGCACAGCGGUCCCUGCGGAGGAAGAGACUGCAGCGGAGGCUGCAAAUGCUUUCCCGAGAAGGGUGCCAGGGGUCAACAUGGGCCUGUAGGUCCCCAAGGCAUCACGGGGCCCCCGGGGAGACCAGGAGAUCCCGGCAUUCAAGGGCCAAAAGGGCACCAAGGUGAAACUGGCCGUAGUGGCGCCAGUGGGCCCAAAGGAAAUACGGGAAUGCUUGGUGUGCCUGGCUUUGCUGGAAACGACGGAAUCCCGGGCCACCCGGGACAACCAGGACCCAGGGGGAAACCCGGCGCCGACGGCUGUAACGGAACAGUAGGGGAAUCCGGAAUCCCAGGAUUAAUCGGGCGUGAAGGAGCACCCGGAUUUUCUGGGCAACCAGGCAGGAAAGGGGAGAAGGGCGACACCUUGGAUGUGACCGUGUACAUGCGGAGAUUCAGGGGAGAGACGGGUACACCGGGAGCCAACGGAGCAUUUGGGCCUCCUGGAAACCGAGGAUGGCAGGGAAACCCAGGUGUCCCAGGACCAAAGGGUCAAAGGGGUUCCCCGGGUCCUCGUGGGCCAAAGGCUGUGCGAAAUGUACUCAAGGGCAUGAAAGGUGACCAGGGUGAGAUUGGACCCCCGGGACCACCAGGAAACCCCACUCAUCCACACAGUCAGCCCCCAUUUGGACCAGGAGGAGUGAGAGGUGAAGCGGGGGAACUGGUUUCAUCAGGAUUUUGGCCCUGGUCUUCAUCAGCUGGUCCCCGUGGUCCCAUCGGUGAGACGGGACCCCAAGGUCCAAGGGGUCCGAUAGGAGAUCAAGGCAUUCCUGGGCCACCAGGAAGAACCGGCCAACAGGGAGAAAAAGGAAGUCCUGCUAUCAGUGCAGGCCCACCUGGCUACCCUGGUCGCCCCGGUUCUCCAGGUCCACCGGGGCCCAAAGGAUCAUGGGAAGAUUUCUUCAAGGGAUCUCCUGGUGGUAGAGGAAGGCCUGGAAAUGCUGGUUUCAAGGGAGUCAAAGGUGAUCACGGGCAAUGUGAAUGCACCGUUAACAACUCCCCACCAGGACCAGUUGGGCCAGUCGGUGACUCUGGUGACCCUGGAAUGACUGGGGAAUUUGGCCAGGAGGGUGACAUUGGCAACCCUGGACCCUCGGGAGUGGAUGGAUUGCCAGGUGUCAAAGGCCAACCCGGUUUACCCGGUGAUGCAGGUCUUGAUGGUUAUCCUGGAGUUGCAGGAACACCUGGUAGUCCAGUUGACAACUUUGUUGCAGGGCCUGCACCCAUCAAACCAGCUCAGGCCGGGCUUGUCCAUGUGGCAGUUUUCCAGGACCACCUGGACUGCCUGGUUCUCCUGGACCCAGAGGAUUACCUGGUCUUACAGGGUGAGAAAGGUCUGCCGGGGCUUUUUGGAGUAGAGGGGGUAAAAGGAGAAAGAGGAGACUAUGGUCUUGUUGGCCUCCCUGGACCACCAGGUUUUACUGGCCCCCGCGGUGAUUUGGGCUUGCCUGGCAGAAAAGGGUCAGUUGGCUCACCAGGCGUGCCUGGACUGGCUGGACGGAAUGGACCUUCCGGAGAAAAGGGAUUCCAUGGGGACAUAUUGGGUGCACUGCCAGGGCCCCCUGGUGACCCAGGAUUGUAUGGAUUUCAAGGGAGCAAGGGUUUUGCCGGAGAUCAGGGAGAACCUGGCUAUCCAGGAAUGGGAGGCGCACCUGGUAUGGUUGGCUCCAAAGGCAACAUUGGCCCUCCAGGCCUGCAGGGAGUGGAAGGAAGUCCUGGAGCAAUAGGCAGUUAUGGCUACCCUGGGGAUCCCGGCAAUACUGGUCCACCAGGGCCACAGGGUGCUAUUGGACAACCAGGGUUAACUGGUGAAAGAGGAACGGAAGGAACCCCAGGUGCUCCAGGCCCAUUGGGAAUAAAAGGUUUACCAGGGGAACCUGGUAGCUUUGGUGUUCUUGGGGAGAAAGGCUCACCGGGUAUCAUUGGAAAGCCCGGACCAGAUGGAAGACAAGGAGCUCCAGGAAUGAAAGGGUACAAAGGGUCUGCUGGCAUGUCCGGCUUUGGUGGUGUACUUGGAAAUACAGGCGUUAAAGGAGAAGAUGGGAUAAAGGGAGACACCGGACAGCCAGGUCAAAUUGGCCCUAAAGGAAUGACCGGCACAACCGGAGAAAAAGGUGAUCGCGGAUUAAGAGGCCCACCCGGCGAGAAACCAGACAUUCCUAAACAGAUCAUUGUCAAGAUGAAAGGAAUCAAGGGAGAAAGUGGAAAUAUAGGAAAUCAAGGCUUCGUCGGACCGAGAGGCGCAAAGGGUCUCCCUGGUGUUCCCGGUCGUGAGGGAGGUCAUGGCUUUCCUGGAGAGCCUGGUCGUGAAAAGGGUUUUCAUGGAGACCCUGGAGCGCAGGGACUGCCAGGGCUCAAAGGAAUGCCAGGCUAUCCCGGGAGUCAAGGAAUUUCUGGCUUUGAUGGAAUGAGUGGUAAAAAGGGAGUCAAAGGAAGCCCUGGUGCCUAUGGUGCAUCAGGAGAGACAGGCAAAAAGGGAGUCAGAGGUGAACAAGGUCCUCGUAUAGACAUUCCAGGAGCAACUGGACUUAGAGGAGAGGUUGGUCCUAUAGGAGAAUCAGGUGAGAAAGGAGUAUUUGGAGUAGCUGGAGAUAGGGGACUCCCGGGUUUUGAUGGUAUCGAAGGAAAAAGGGGACAAUUAGGUGAUCCAGGCGAUGUAGGAUAUCCUGGUUUUGAUGGGCAGAAAGGAACUCCUGGCAGCCAAGGUCUGAAGGGUUUUGCUGGUACCCCUGGAAGAGUGGGACAACCAGGUUUCCCAGGCAUUCCAGGAAUAAAAGGUUUCCCUGGUCUGAUUGGCCUUUAUGGAUUAGAUGGACUGAAAGGACAAAAGGGUGUCGCUGGAAUCACAGGUUUGGAUACCGCUGGACCAUCUGGAGAUCCAGGACUCAAGGGAGAGAGGGGUGAAGAUGGCAGCCCAAACAAUCAGGCAGGUGUCCCUGGGGUUGCAGGUUCAAAAGGCUUCCAAGGAGAAGAUGGUGACCAAGGUCAACCUGGACCAUCAGGAUUCCGGGGGCCAAGAGGACCAGAUGGAAAUUCAGACAGACCAGGACCCCCUGGCAAUAAAGGCUCCCGUGGUUCUCAAGGGUUGCAAGGUUUCCCUGGAACCAGAGGUUUGCCUGGUAUUAAUGCCUUUCCUGGAGAAAAAGGUACAACUGGAACACUUGGCUAUCCUGGAGUACCUGGCAGGAAAGGCUUCACUGGGGACCAAGGUCCAGGUGGAUAUAGGGGACCAAAUGGGAUUUCUGGGAAGAAAGGUGAUAAAGGAGAUCAAGGUUCAAUGGGGAUUCCUGGUCUGACUGGGAUCAAGGGAGAAAGAGGACCAUAUGGCCCUAAAGGAGAUGCCGGACCUCCAGGUGUCCGUGGGUUGCCGGGAAGCCAGGGUCCACCUUCAGUGUCCAGCAUCGUCCCAGGAGAGCGGGGCCCUCCUGGACCACAGGGUAUUAAAGGACCAAGAGGCAUCCAAGGAGAAACAGGCCCACAGGGACCACCAGGGGAUAAUGGUUUUAUUGGGCCCAUUGGGCAAAAGGGCAUGCCCGGAAUAGGCGGAAGACCAGGAACACCUGGAUUCCGAGGAGAGGUCGGUCAAGUGGGCCACACUGGCCUGCAAGGCAUGCAAGGUACGCCUGGUAAACCAGGUGUCCCUGGCAGACCUGGCAUGCCGGGCCGCAGCGUCUCCGUGGGUUACUUGCUGGUCAAGCACAGUCAGUCAGAGUUGACACCCAUGUGUCCUGUGGGAAUGUCAAAAAUAUGGGAUGGAUACAGUCUUUUGUAUCUGGAAGGCCAGGAAAAGGCUCACAACCAGGAUCUCGGCUUGGCUGGUUCCUGCCUGCCGCGCUUCAGCACCAUGCCCUUCCUCUACUGCAACCCUGGAGACAUCUGCUACUACGCUAGCAGGAAUGACAAGUCCUACUGGUUGUCAACCACUGCUCCUCUGCCCAUGAUGCCCGUGGAGGAGGGCGACAUCAAACCCUACAUCAGCCGCUGCUCGGUUUGCGAGGCACCAUCAGUUGCCAUCGCUGUGCACAGUCAGGACAUCACCAUCCCGCAGUGUCCCGUCGGAUGGCGCAGCCUGUGGAUCGGCUACUCAUUCCUCAUGCACACGGCGGCCGGAAACGAAGGCGGGGGUCAGUCGCUGUCUUCGCCCGGAUCUUGCCUGGAGGACUUCCGAACGUCGCCAUUCAUAGAGUGCAAUGGCGCCAAAGGCACGUGCCACUACUUCGCUAACAAGCACAGCUUCUGGCUCACUUCUAUAGAUCAGUCUUUCAACUCCGAGCCAGCAGCAGAGACGCUUAAAGCGGGACAGCUCCUGUCGCGCAUCAGCCGCUGCCAGGUCUGCAUGAAGAACUUGUGA